Molecule: messenger RNA, 1152 nt
Organism: Aspergillus mulundensis
Lineage: Eukaryota; Fungi; Ascomycota; Eurotiomycetes; Eurotiales; Aspergillaceae
Product: glycoside hydrolase family 88/105 protein
Exons: 2
Coding region: 1-1152 (383 amino acids)
Biological process (GO): carbohydrate metabolic process
Source: RefSeq, a predicted model, not a curated record
AUGCGACUCGCAACCCUCGCCCUACUCGCCGCUCCAGCGGCGGCCGCAAAAUCCUACCUGAGCUGGAUGGCCGACUCGUGGAUCCUCAACAAUCGCGAGGACGAAGGCGCCUACUGGUACGGACGGGCCACAAUCUACGAAGGCUACGAAGCCGCGUAUGAACUCUACGGCAACGAAACCCUCCUCUCCUGGUACCACGCCCAGAUCGAUGAUAUUGUCAAUGAAGACGGAAGCAUCGUCGACUUCAACGAAACAUACUACUCGCUAGACGACUACCGGAUCGGGAACAACUUCCUGUACUGGUACGAACGCACAGGCGAAGAAAAGUUCCGACUGGCAGCGGAUCGGAUCCGCGCGAUGCUCGAUCGGCACCCGCGCACUGAGACAGGCGGGUUCUGGCAUCGCCAGCCGGUCUACCCUAACCAAAUGUGGCUGGACGGGAUCUUCAUGGCGGACGUCUUCUACGCGAAGUGGACAAAGCUCUUUGAUGCCAAAAACCGUACAGCAUGGGAUGAUAUCGUCCUACAGUGGGAUAAGAUCGAGGCCGUGACGCGCGACCCCGGGGGCACAGGCCUCCUGGUUCACGGUUUCGACGAAAGCAAGACGGCGAUCUGGGCGGACCCGGUGACCGGGGCAUCGCCUCUUGUCUGGAACCGCGCGGUCGGGUGGUACUUCGUCUCGCUGAUUGAGGUCCUCGACAUCUACCCCAAGCAUUUGCCCGGCUACAAGCGGCUGCUGGGCUACUACAAGCGCCUUGCGGGUGCCCUCAAGGAGGCACAGGAUCCCAAGACGGACGGGUGGUAUCUUGUCCUGAGCAAGGAGUAUAUUGGCGCGGAGGGCAACUACUUCGAGUCAUCGGCUGCAGCGAUGUUCACGUAUGGCUGGCUUGCGGGUCUGCGACGUGGUUACCUCGAUGAGCGGAAGUUCUCGAGACCCGCGGCGAAGGCGUACAGACAUCUAAUUGACGACUUUGUCACGAAGCAUCGCAAUGGGACGCUCACUUGGGAGGGGACGGUGCAGGUUGGUUCGUUGAACAGUAAUGCGACCUUUGAGUACUACACCAGCAUUCCUGUUGUCCCGAACGAUACCAGGGGUGUCGGACCGUUCUUGCUUGCCGCGUAUGAGUGGGAGCUUCGUCAGAAGCAUAAGUAA